AUGGAGGAGUACGAGUACGAUGAUCCCCCUCCAUACUUGGAGAGUGCUACAACACCGGACGACGACGACGACGAAGAUUCGGAUUCCGCGCCAUCCAAGGUGACUCACAGAGAUGCGCGGGAAGUAUACAGCAAGAUCAUCAGCACGAACUUCUCGAUUCUGUGCGCCGGAUUCAACGAUGCCGCACUCGGGCCUCUAAUUCCCUACAUCCAGCCCUGGUUUCACAUCGGCCUCCUCGAGAUAUCAUACAUCUACCUUGUCAACUUCGCCGGUGGCUUCACCGCAUCCUUUGCCAACAUCCACAUCUGCUCGCAUCUAGGAACGGGCGGCACGCUCGUCCUCGGCGUCGCAUUCCAAUGCACCGGCUACGCACUUAUGUUCUGGGCUCCCUCGUUCCCUUUCUUCCUGGUCGCAUUCGUAUUCACGGGUUUCGGUCUGGGGCUCGCCGAUGCCCAGGCGAAUAGCUUCACCGUCACUGUCCGCAACUCGCACCGCUGGCUAGGUGUGCUCCAUGCUGUCUAUGGGCUGGGCACCAUCUUAGCUCCGCUUAUUGCGAAUCCCAUUGCUGCGCACACGCCGAGAUGGCAGCUUUACUACCUCAUUUCGCUUAUUCUAGGUGUGAUCAACAUUCUAUUCAACGUUUGGACCUUCCGCCAUGGCUUGUUUAGGCCGAAUGAUCCUGGUGCGAAGGGGACGCCGGGCCGAGAACUGCGGGAGACACUUUCGCAUCGGUCGCUUUGGUUUCUUACUAUGUUUUUCUUCCUUUAUUCUGGAGCUGAGAUUACCCUUGGCGUUGCGGUGCGGCAUGGAGAACCCGAGAAGGUUGGUUACGUUGCAUCCAUCUUCUGGUGUGGCUUUACGUUAGGUCGAAUUGCCCUGGCAGACGUGACACACCGAUUUGGUGAGAGACGCAUGGUUUUCAUAUACAUAAAGCUGGCAGUUAUAUUCCAGCUUAUGUUCUGGCUUAUUCCGAGCAUCCUGAUCAAUGCCAUCUCGGUUUGUUUGCUAGGAUUUUUCAUCGGCCCUUUCUACCCGGUGGGACUUUAUGUCAUCACCCAAGUUAUUCCACGAGAAUUGCAUCUCGGGGCGAUCGGUUUCACUGCCAGCUUCGGAUCAGCAGGGUGUGCUGCAUUCCCGUUCUUGACCGGUGCGAUAGCUUCUCGCGCUGGUGUCGAGGUCCUCCAGCCGAUAAUGAUAGGCUUGCUGGUCGGCAUGACUAUCUUCUGGGCCCUGGUUCCGAAACAGGGCCGGAUACAACUGACUUAA
Messenger RNA from Aspergillus versicolor CBS 583.65, 1266 nucleotides. Its product is annotated as putative MFS transporter. Gene Ontology annotation, biological process: transmembrane transport. Gene Ontology annotation, molecular function: transmembrane transporter activity. Bases 1 to 1266 code for a protein of 421 amino acids. NCBI's taxonomy places the organism in Eukaryota, Fungi, Ascomycota, Eurotiomycetes, Eurotiales, Aspergillaceae. The transcript is spliced from 6 exons. Gene Ontology annotation, cellular component: membrane. The record is from RefSeq and is a predicted model, not a curated record.